Messenger RNA from Micropterus salmoides (largemouth bass), 4852 nucleotides. RefSeq names its product teashirt homolog 1-like. Gene Ontology annotation, cellular component: nucleus. The transcript has a single exon. NCBI's taxonomy places the organism in Eukaryota, Metazoa, Chordata, Actinopteri, Centrarchiformes, Centrarchidae. Gene Ontology annotation, molecular function: DNA binding; DNA-binding transcription factor activity, RNA polymerase II-specific. The record is from RefSeq and is a predicted model, not a curated record. Gene Ontology annotation, biological process: regulation of transcription by RNA polymerase II. Bases 27 to 3560 code for a protein of 1177 amino acids.
UCGUGCUCUCUUUCUCUCCAGCGUACAUGCCCGAGGACGAGCUUAAGGCAGGCGCCCACGAUGAGGAAGAGCACCUGCAGGAUGAUGGCCUUUCAUUAGACGGCCAGGACACUGAGUUCCUUUGCAACGAGGAAGAGGAAGAUGGAGAUGGAGGCCAGCCACCUAGUUACAGAGACUCUCCACUCAGCAAUGGCACUAACCCUGACGCUGGAUACGGGUCUCCACUCAGUGAUGCCAGCGACCGACUUACGGACUUCAAGAGCACCUCUUCCAGGGACGGUCAGGAGAGGGAAGGCUCAGCUUUGCCCUUCCGCCCCAACAACGGCCUCUCUUUCCAGGAUAGCCUGGCACAGAUGAAAGCCGUCUAUGCAAACCUCAUCUCAGAUGCCUCUUGGUCCAGCAUCGCAAUGGACAUAAUGAAAUCCAAGCCUGCUGCAGCUGGUAGUGUCAACAGUGCCCUCACCACUCCAGAGCCUGCCUCUACUGCUUCUGUCUCCACAACUACAACCACAAACAAGAGCAGUGGCAUCAACAGUGCUAGCAGUCACCAUAAUGGCAGGAGCUCCAGCACCACUGUCAACCACACAGGCAGCGCAAGUGGCAAUACUAAUGGCACAGUAGCUAGCUCUGUUAGCAGCCACAGUGUAACCAACAGCAGUGGGAGCAGCAGUGGUGGGGCUAGUAAUGGUAGUGGUGUAGCAUACGAUUGGCACCAGGCAGCACUUGCCAAAACUCUUCAGCAGACCCCCUACCACCUUCUACCGGAACCUAGCCUCUUCAGCACAGUGCAGCUCUACCGGCAGAACAACAAGCUGUAUGGCUCUGUUUUCACUGGUGCAAGCAAGUUUCGCUGCAAAGACUGCAGCGCUGCCUAUGACACAUUGGUGGGUUUGACAGUCCACAUGAAUGAGACGGGCCACUAUCGAGAUGACAAUAAGGACAAAGAGGAGGAUCAGGGAAAGCGCUGGUCCAAACCACGCAAGCGCUCCUUGAUGGAGAUGGAGGGGAAAGAGGAUGCCCAGAAGGUACUGAAGUGCAUGUACUGUGGCCACUCAUUCGAGUCUCUGCAAGAUCUCAGCGUUCAUAUGAUCAAGACCAAGCAUUACCAGAAAGUGCCUCUCAAAGAACCAGUGCCAGCCUUGGCCACUAAACUGGUGUCCACUUCAGCUAAAAAACGAGCUAUCCAAGAUGCUAUAGUCUCCCCAUGCUCCCCAGACUCUGUACAUGCUGGUCAUGGUGGUGGCAUUGUAUCCCUUGGAGAUGUUGGCAAAGAUUCAAAAUCCGCAGCUAACCCCUAUGUUACACCAAACAACCGCUAUGGCUACCAGAAUGGUGCCAGUUACACGUGGCAGUUUGAAGCUCGUAAAGCCCAGAUCCUCAAAUGCAUGGAGUGUGGAAGCUCUCAUGAUACACUGCAACAGCUGACUGCCCACAUGAUGGUUACAGGUCACUUUUUGAAGGUUACAAAUUCUGCAUCCAAAAAGGGUAAACAGCUGGUUUUUGACCCAGUGGUGGAAGAGAAGAUUCAGUCUAUCCCACUGCCACCAACCACCACCAGACUCCCUGUUCCCAGUAGUGGUAAGUCCCAGCCAGUGUCCCCCGCCCUCUCCUCUGGCUCAGAGGAAAAGAGGGAAGGAGGUGAGGAUGAAAAGGUUGAAGGUGGAGAGCCACUGGAGAAAAAAAUCAAGGAGGAGAGAGAUGACUCGGGUGAGAAAUCUGAGACUGAUGCCACAUCAUAUAAAUACCUUAGAGAAGAAGAUCUGGAGGAGACACCAAAAGGGGGUUUAGAUAUUCUUAAAUCCCUUGAGAACACUGUAUCCAGUGCCAUCAGCAAAGCCCAGACAGGCACACCCACAUGGGGUGGCUACCCUAGCAUUCAUGCAGCUUACCAACUGCAGGGUGCCAUGAAGAGCUCCGCUACUGUUCUACCCCCAAUGGUUCAGAGUGUCCAGAUGCAGCCAAUGUUUAACAGUGGGCUACGAGGCCUGGUGAGUGACCCCAACUCAGUCAUCCACUCGCCUCGGAGCCCUUCCUCCCCUACCCCCCUCAGGAGCAAUGUCACUGCCAUGGAGGAGCUUGUGGAGAAAGUGACAGGGAAAGCUGCCACUGUGAAGAAAGAAAAGGAGGAGAAGAUGGUGAGCCUGGAACGGUGCAGGCCCCCAUCAUUAGUCAAGUCCCCCUCCCCUGCACUGAGAGAGCAGAGAGAGCAAUUAGCAUCUCCAAAUGACCUUUCUUUAGGUAAACUGUGUGGUAUGAGAAGUAGCAGCAGCCCAGGCAGUGUAGAUUCAGAGCUUAUCUGCAAGAAGGAGCCCAAAGAGAGCCUUGUAGAUGGCCACAGCAACCAUUCAAAGAACGGCUCCGAGGCAUGCCAAUCCCCAGUAACUAAUGGCAACAGUCUUGGCAUCAUCACCGAUCACUCACCGGAAAGUCCUUUCAUCAACCCUCUCAGCGCACUCCAGUCAAUCAUGAACACACACCUGGGUAAGGCCUCCAAACCAGUAAGUCCAGCUGCAGACCCACUAUCUAUGCUUUACAAAAUCAGCAACAGCAUGAUGGAUAAGCCAGCUUUCAACCCAACUCCUCAGGGCAAGCCAGCUGAGCCCCUUAACCACUAUCCAUUGUAUGAAAGCAACGACCAGCCCAUAGACCUGAGUAAAAAUAAGUCUACCACUAACAGCAACAAUAACAAUAACAACAGCAGCAGUGUGCUCUUGACCAAUAAUGGUUUAAAUGGUAACAAGCCCCUCAUUUCUCUCCCUGACUCAGUUUCCUCUCCUCUGAGAGAGAAUGCUCUGAUGGACAUUUCUGAUAUGGUAAAGAACCUCACUGGAAGACUGACGCCCAAAUCUUCAACUCCCUCCUCCAUAUCAGAGAAGUCGGAUGCCGACGGCAGUGCAUUUGAGGACGCCCUAGAGGACCUCUCCCCAGUGCAGAAGAGGAAAGGGCGGCAAUCCAACUGGAAUCCCCAGCACCUCCUCAUCCUCCAGGCACAGUUUGCCUCCAGCCUGAGGGAGACCCCAGAGGGCCGCUACGCCAUGACUGACCUGGGCCCCCAGGAAAGGGUCCACAUCUGUAAGUUCACAGGCCUCUCCAUGACCACCAUAUCCCACUGGCUGGCAAAUGUCAAGUACCAGCUGAGACGGACUGGGGGCACCAAGUUUCUCAAGAACAUGGACUCGUGCCAGCCUGUGUUCCUCUGUGGUGACUGUGCCUCCCAGUUCAGGACUCCCUCCUCCUACAUUAGCCACCUGGAGUCUCAUCUGGGCUUCAGCUUGAAGGACCUGUCCAAGCUGUCAGCUGAGCACCUACGGGAGCAGCAGGCUGCCUCAAAGGUGAUCACAGACAAAAUGACAUUCGGCAGCCCCCUGUCAGCCUUGACCACGCCAGAGGACGACACAGGCUCUGUGUACCAGUGCAGACUUUGCAAUCGGACAUUCGUCAGCAAACACGCAGUCAAACUGCACCUCAGCAAGACCCACGGCAAGUCUCCAGAGGACCACCUUGUAUUUGUCACUGCUUUGGAGAAACUGGAGAAGCUAGACAAGAUGGAGAAGGUUUAAGCAGCGUCUCAAGCUGAGGGUAGAGACUGACAGCUGUGGAACUGACUAGAAUUUCAUUGCACUAAAAUGACAUUGUUCACAGUUACUGCACUGGGCCGAACUGAGCCGCCAGAAAAAAUCGGUCUUAUUAUUAUUUUUUUUUUGUGAUAACUGCCUGACUGGACCAUGUCUUUUCAUGUUGAUUUGUUUUUGUUUUGCCAAGCUUUUUUACACUUAUUUUGUAAUAUAUUUAUAUGCUAUUUGUCUGAUCUGUGCAUGUAUUUUAGUGAAUCAAGGUUAAACACAAGAUUUUAAUCUUUUCAUGGCAAAAAUACAACUACUGCUUCAAAGGUAAAAGUGGGAAGUGGAUAAAGAAUUGGUGGAAGAGAAAACUGUAUAAUACUUGAUAUGAAGAAGGUGAAAAUUAAAUGUAUACACCAAAAGAAUGAAAGAAUACCCUGAAAGACUGAAGUAGCACCUUAGACAGUUGAAUUUUGAAUUUGUAAAGAGAACAUGUUUUGAAAUAUCUUGCAUUUGUCAAAAUCAGAUUGAUUUGAAAAGAUCAAGGAUUAUCAUUUCCCCCCUCUCCUUUUUGGGUUCAUUUCACUGCAGUGUUUUUGAUGAUGAAUGGCCUGCUCAUAAAUCUGUCAGUGUAUUAGAAAAAAGAUCACAUGAAUAUUUGGAAAAACUGAAAUGCUGCUUCUGGUUACGAGUCAAUCAGUGAAAAUGAAUGGCCAUCAGUAUGCAAGUUUGCUCAAAAAACUUUCCUUGUUGUGAAGUAUCACCUUAUAGCAAUUUUCCAGUUGUAUGGUUUGUUACAACUUUCUCUUUCUAAAUUGUGUCGCUUUAUUCAACUGUAAAGAGAACAGUCCGUUACAUGUAAAUGAUUACCAGUGAAAUGUCAGUAAUCCAUAAGACAUAUCUUACCAUUUGAAACGGCUCAACAUUCUUUGUAUCUUAAGGUGUGUGCAUUCUCUAACUUUUAUAUUGUCAUUUUAUAUACAAAAAUGCUAAAAAAUAAAAACAGAUGGUGUAUAUAGAUAUAUGCUGUAGAGCUACAAAAUGUCCUUUUUUAAAGAAAAUACAAAUUUAGCAUCUUUGGCUUGGUUUACAGAAAUGAUUUUAAUUAUACUUGCAUCCAAUUUGAUGCAUGAAAUGGUGUGGAAAAUAAAUAAGCGAUGCACAAUGACUAUACAUUUCAAUGUUUUAUCGACAAUAUUGUAAAAAAAAAAAAAACCUUUUAGCACUGAUUAGUUUGUUUCAUUUCUUUCUCAAUUGUAAAAUAAACCCCAAAGCAGUUGUUAACAGUCAUA